UAAUUUCUUAAUCCAUCGAGGAUCGCAUGGUUUCACAGGUUUGUCACUUUAGUUUAAAAUGGAAUCCGAUAAGGGAUACGAGCAACAGACCCAACAAUCAAAAUAUGAAUGUCUUCUGUUUGAUGUUGAUGAUACCCUUUAUCCUUUAAAUUGUGGAUUAUCAGCAGAGUGCACCAAAAACAUCACUGAGUAUAUGGUGAAUAAGCUUGCUAUUGAAGAAAGCAAAGUGCCAGAAAUGUGUGUUCAACUCUACGGUGAUUACGGGACAACAAUGGCUGGUCUCCGGGCUCUUGGCUAUGAUUUUGACUAUGAUGACUACCAUAGUUUUGUCCAUGGAAGAUUACCCUAUGAGUAUCUCAAACCCGACCCUCUUCUGAAAAAUCUUUUGCAUAGCUUGCCCUUAAGGAAAGUGAUUUUUUCAAAUGCAAAUGAGGCGCACGUGGCUGAAGUCCUUGGCCGUCUUGGAUUGGAGGACUGUUUUGAUGAUGUGAUAUGUUUCGAGACUCUGAAUCCUAAAGGGCAAGACAUCGAUGACGACAAUGAUGCUACCAAAAGUUCUGUUAUUGGAGAUGCCAACAAUGAACCUGUUGCUGUACUACCUAAGACUCCUAUUGUCUGCAAACCUUUUGAAAACGCUUUCCAACAGGCAUUUCUGAUUGCAGAAAUUAAUCCUGAGAAAUCUUUAUUCUUUGAUGAUAGCAUACGCAAUAUCCAGACUGCAAAACUCUUGGGACUCAGCACUGUGCUGGUCGGGUCAUCACAACGUAAACAAGGGGCGGACUAUGCAUUAGAAAGCAUCCACAACAUAAGGGACGCGUUGCCGGAGCUAUGGGAAUCUGUCAAUGAGUCAAAAGAUGUCGCUGGUUCGCAAAAGGUUGCAAUUGAGACUCCUGUGAAUGUGAAUGCUUAGAUGAACAACAUUCUUAUACUCCUAACAUCAUGGCUCUAAUCUUUGUAAUUGUCUUACUCAGUGAAUGCAGUCUGGUUCUAACUACUGAUUCAUGUAUAUGU
Erigeron canadensis is the source of this 1011-nucleotide messenger RNA. RefSeq lists its product as uncharacterized. The coding region runs from base 59 to 910 and encodes 283 amino acids. The record is from RefSeq and is a predicted model, not a curated record. NCBI's taxonomy places the organism in Eukaryota, Viridiplantae, Streptophyta, Magnoliopsida, Asterales, Asteraceae. The transcript is spliced from 7 exons.